Fusarium subglutinans is the source of this 537-nucleotide messenger RNA. RefSeq names its product ADP-ribosylation factor-like 2. The transcript has 5 exons. Gene Ontology annotation, biological process: protein folding. The record is from RefSeq and is a predicted model, not a curated record. The coding region runs from base 1 to 537 and encodes 178 amino acids. Gene Ontology annotation, molecular function: GTPase activity; GTP binding. Gene Ontology annotation, cellular component: cytoplasm; microtubule cytoskeleton. NCBI's taxonomy places the organism in Eukaryota, Fungi, Ascomycota, Sordariomycetes, Hypocreales, Nectriaceae.
AUGUUAUCAAUCCUGCGAAAAGCCCGACUCAAGGACAAAGAAAUGAGAAUCCUGAUGCUCGGACUGGAUAAUGCUGGAAAGACUACAAUCGUCAAGAAGGUUAUGGGAGAGGAUGUCAACACCGUAAGCCCAACAUUGGGUUUCAUCAUCAAGACGAUUGACUAUGAGGGGUACAAAUUAAACAUCUGGGACGUGGGUGGACAGAAAACGUUGCGGUCCUACUGGAGAAACUAUUUCGAAAAGACAGAUGCUUUGAUCUGGGUUGUCGAUGCAACAGACCGUUUACGCAUCCAAGACUGCAGAGACGAGCUUCAAGGUUUGCUCUUAGAAGAGCGUCUUGCAGGGGCAAGUCUGCUUGUUUUUGCCAACAAAACAGAUGUUGAGGGAUGUAUGACGGAAGAAGAGAUUCUCUCGGUAUGUCCACGCUACGCCAUGACAUGCCAUGUGAACAUGACCAAGCUCACCAUUAUGUUUAGGAGCUACAACUGGAAUCCAUACGGACACAUCGAUGGCACAUCCUGCCAUGCAGCGCUAUGA